Molecule: messenger RNA, 957 nt
Organism: Rotaria sp. Silwood2
Lineage: Eukaryota; Metazoa; Rotifera; Eurotatoria; Philodinida; Philodinidae
Source: the annotation of a GenBank genome assembly
AUGACAAAUCUUUAUGAUACCUCAUUGGAUGGUUUAAUUGCAACACGUAGUGAGGUUAACAGUCUGCAACUGAGACAUGCAUGGUACCAUUCAAAUCUUACUCAAAUAAAAGGUCUCAAAGAAGAUAUAAAUAAAAUUCAAGAACGAUAUGAUUCAAACAUUCAGAAUAUCUUGGAUCAAAUUGCAAAACAAAAAGUAUGUGCAAAAGAAAUCCUUGUCAAUUCACUUAAUCAGCUUGAAUCCACAAUCAAUACCCAAGAUAUCAGAAAAUAUCUCAAUGAAUUAAUAAAUGCCAUUGAUCAUCUGCUUGGUCCUCUGUCCGAGCAAGUUUUAUUAGUAUCAAUUUUUUCGGGACUUGGCUUGCUCAGUUUUAUCGCAGCAUUUAUCGCUCUUUUUGCUGGAGCAUCUGCAUUCGGUGUUGCAACACUUGGACUGGGAUUUCUUGUUAGUAGCACAGCAAGUGAAGUUAUGUUUCGAAGUAAAUUAAGCGAAUUAGAUGAAAACUUAUCAGAUAACAUCAGAAACGUUCAAAAUCAGAAAUACGAACGAAUAAAAAAGCUCGAUGAAUAUUUCAAUAACUUCGAACAGAGAUUACAGCAUUGCCAUACUCAUGAUCAUAAUUCCAAAAUUAAUAUUGUAUGGUAUGAUAAAAAUCUUCAAAGCCACGAAAAUCAAUGUUAUAUUGAAAGAUUAAGAAACGAGUUUUCAGCAGAACAAUACCAAAUUAUGCAAUUCGAUGAUAAAGAUCAAUCAAUCGAUUCAGUUGUGUCUAGUAUUACGAACAAUCUUAUCUUAAUCACUUCAGGAUCAGCUGGAGAAGAAGUUAUAUCUGAAAUUGGAUAUUAUUUUCAUAUCAAAGGUAUAAUUAUAUUUUGUACUAAUGUUGAAUAUCACCAAAACUGGGCAAGAAAGUAUAAGAAAGUGUUACUUGUCACAAAUAUGUGUUCACAACCCUAG